Messenger RNA from Drosophila grimshawi, 1611 nucleotides. RefSeq names its product transcription factor glial cells missing (gene gcm). Gene Ontology annotation, molecular function: DNA-binding transcription activator activity, RNA polymerase II-specific; RNA polymerase II cis-regulatory region sequence-specific DNA binding. The record is from RefSeq and is a predicted model, not a curated record. NCBI's taxonomy places the organism in Eukaryota, Metazoa, Arthropoda, Insecta, Diptera, Drosophilidae. The coding region runs from base 1 to 1611 and encodes 536 amino acids. The transcript is spliced from 2 exons. Gene Ontology annotation, biological process: regulation of transcription by RNA polymerase II; gliogenesis. Gene Ontology annotation, cellular component: nucleus.
AUGGUCUUGAACAGUUUGCGACCACUUUGUCAGCCGAGUCCGGCGCCAAGUCCGCCAGCGACCAAGUCUCGCAUCCAAAUCGAAUGGGAUAUCAACGAUACUGUGGUGCCGUCGGUCAGCGAAUACGAUGAGUUCAACGAUUGGGCCAAUGGCCAUUGCCGCUUGAUUUACGGGUCGCACAGCGAGGAUGCCAAGAAGCAUGCCAGUGGCUGGGCGAUGCGCAACACCAACAAUCACAAUGUCAACAUACUGAAGAAGAGCUGCCUGGGCGUCCUCCUCUGCAAUGCCAAGUGCCGGCUGCCCAACGGCGCCAGCGUUCAUCUGCGUCCCGCCAUUUGUGACAAGGCGCGACGCAAACAGCAAGGCAAACAGUGCCCCAAUAGGAACUGCAAUGGACGCUUGGAGAUACAGCCGUGCCGCGGUCACUGCGGCUAUCCGGUCACCCACUUUUGGCGUCGUGCCGGCAACGCCAUCUAUUUCCAGGCGAAGGGCACACACGAUCAUGCCCGGCCGGAGGCGAAGGGUUCGACGGAGGCGCGUCGCUUGCUCGCCGGUGGCAGGCGUGUCCGCAGUCUGGCAGUGAUUCUUGCACGCGAUGCGGCGCUCAGCGAUAAGUUGUGCAGUCUGAGAACCAACAAGCGGCAGGCCAAGGCAGUUGGAGCCCAAGAGAAUCCCACCAAGCGCAGCAAGCAACGCUCCACAAAUGCGGAUCAGCUGCUCCUUCAAGCCAGCCCAGAGCUUACUGGCUAUCAGAGUCCAAGCAGCAAUCCACCAGCAACAACAGCAACAGCAACAACAACAGCUGCAGUCUUCAAUCAGAGCCAGGCACAGGCUAGCUACCUUAAUCCACAGUGGAGCACCACCGAAUCCUACUAUCCGCCGGAUGCAACAUUGGGCUACACCAACAACAUUUAUGGCCACGAUAUGUUGCACUCGCCGCUCUCCUCCUCCAACAGCUCCACAGCCAGCUACUACACUGCUCACACAGAGGUGCAACAGCAACAGCAACAACAGCAACAACAACAGCAGCAACAGCAACAACAACAGUUGCAACAACAGUCGCUGCCCCAAGGCAACAACUAUGAGCAGCAACAGGCAACAACAGGCACAACAACAUCUACGUCCGGCUAUCCAGCGAGUGGUAAUCUUAAAUACGAGAGCUGGGACGAUACAUCCAGCUUAACCAGUAGCUCUGGCUACAGCUCCGAGGACUAUAGCUAUUUCAAUGGCUAUGUGCCGCAGACUUUGGAUAUGAGUGGCAGCUCCAAUGCCAGUCCCGAAGGCUUCUAUACGCCACACUCGGAAAUCUUUAAUGUCUUCGAUCCGAACAUCAGUGGCACGGGUCCCUCGACAGUGGAGCUCUUGUACGAUGAAGCCACUGCUUAUCGCAAGCAGCAGCAGCAGCAGCAGACGUUGCAACAUCAGCAGCAAUCCUUCCCCGUCUCCUAUCAACAACAGCAGCAGCAACCACAUCAGACUGCUGAUUAUUAUUAUAGCAACACGGGCGUGGAUAACGUGUGGAAUAUACAAAUGGACGCGAGUGUGGCUACAGCUGCCUACCCAGGCACAAGCAGCCUGGUGGACUCUGGAGGCGUUGGUGUUUACUAUUAA